CACCACGACAGCAGCCACACCUCUGCAGAGAGAAUGGCCAGCAGGAAGGCGGGGACCCGGGGCAAGGUGGCAGCCACCAAGCAGGCCCAACGUGGUUCUUCCAACGUCUUUUCCAUGUUUGAACAAGCCCAGAUCCAGGAGUUCAAGGAAGCCUUCAGCUGUAUCGACCAGAAUCGUGAUGGCAUCAUCUGCAAGGCAGACCUGAGGGAGACCUACUCCCAGCUGGGGAAGGUGAGUGUCCCAGAGGAGGAGCUGGACGCCAUGCUGCAGGAGGGCAAGGGCCCCAUCAACUUCACCGUCUUCCUCACACUCUUUGGGGAGAAGCUCAACGGGACAGACCCCGAGGAAGCCAUCCUGAGUGCCUUCCGCAUGUUUGACCCCAGUGGCAAAGGGGUGGUGAACAAGGAUGAGUUCAAGCAGCUUCUCCUGACUCAGGCAGACAAGUUCUCUCCAGCUGAGGUGGAGCAGAUGUUCGCCCUGACACCCAUGGACCUGGCGGGGAACAUCGACUACAAGUCACUGUGCUACAUCAUCACUCAUGGAGACGAGAAAGAGGAAUGAGGGGCAAGGCCAGGCCCAUGGGGGGGCACCUCAAUAAACUCUGUUGCCAAAUUGGAA
Symphalangus syndactylus (siamang) is the source of this 618-nucleotide messenger RNA. RefSeq names its product myosin light chain 7 (gene MYL7). NCBI's taxonomy places the organism in Eukaryota, Metazoa, Chordata, Mammalia, Primates, Hylobatidae. Gene Ontology annotation, molecular function: calcium ion binding. The record is from RefSeq and is a predicted model, not a curated record.